AUGUCCACGUCGACCGCUCCCCGGGGCCCGCAUCGCCUCGAGAGCGACAUCAUAGGCUCGAUGCUCAUCCCUCGAGACGCGCUGUACGGCAUCGCGACCGCGCGCGCGAUGGAGAACUACGACAUCACCGGCGUCAAGCUCAGCGCGUACCCGGACUUCAUUCGCGCGUUCGCGUUCGUCAAGAAGGCGUGCGCGCGCGCCAACUUCGAGAUCGGCCUCCUCCCUCGAAACGUCCACGACGCGAUCGCGUCCUCGUGCGACGAACUUCUGAAGGACGACGCGCUCCACGAGCACUUCACCGUGGACGUCAUCCAAGGCGGCGCCGGGACGAGCACGAACAUGAACGCGAACGAGGUGAUCGCGAACCUCGCGCAGCGACGCAUGGGCCUCCCGCUCGGGGACUACUCCGCGGUGUGUCCGAACGACCACGUGAACUUGUGCCAGAGCACGAACGACGCGUACCCGUCCGCGGCCAAGCUCGCGGUCGUGUUCAGGCACACGUCUGUGGUGCACGCGCUGCGCGAGCUCAUCACGUCGUUGCGCGCGAAGGGCGACCAGUUCGGCGGCGUCAUCAAGAUGGGUCGAACGCAGCUCCAAGACGCGGUCCCGAUGACGCUCGGGCAAGAGUUUCACUCGUUCGCGUCCACGCUGGAGGCGGACCUCGCGUUCAUGCAGCGGAACGUGGACCAGCUGUACGAGAUGAACCUCGGCGGGACCGCGAUCGGGACGUCGAUAUGCGCGGACGCGCGGUUCAGCCACGAGGCGGUGAAGGCGCUGAGCGAGCUGACGCGUCUUCCGUUGCAGUCGCCGAAGGACUUUAUCGAGGCGUCGUCUUCGACGUCGUCGUUUCUGCUCUUCAGCAACAUCUUGCGACGCGUCGCGGUGAAGGUGAGCAAGAUAUGCAACGACCUGCGGCUGCUCUCGAGCGGGCCGAGGUGCGGGUUCAACGAGAUCAACCUCCCCGCGGUGGCGCCCGGGUCGUCCAUCAUGCCGGGCAAAAUCAACCCCGUCAUCCCGGAGGUCGCGAACCAGGUGUGCUUUCAAAUCAUGGGCGCGGAUCAGACGAUCGCGACGGCGUCCGAGGCGGCGCAGCUGCAGCUGAACGUCUUCGAGCCCGUGAUCGUGUACAACCUCCUGAACAACCUGAAAAUCAUGACGAACGCGCUGAACACGUUGCGGACGAAAUGCGUCGACGGCAUCACCGCGAACGAAGACGCGUGUAAAAAGUCGGUGGACAACAGCAUCGGAAUCGUGACCGCGCUGUUGCCUCUGAUCGGGUAUAAGAAGGCCAGCGCGGUCGCGAAGGAAGCGCUGGAGACGGGCGCGCCGGUCGCGACGAUCGCGGCGAAAUACGCGCCCGCGGAGAAGGUGAAGGAGUACCUCAAGGUCGAGGCGAUGACGUGCGCGGGGACGAUCGAGGCGCGAGGGGUGUGCCUCGACACGCCGCCGCCGCCCGCUGAGGAGGUCGCGUGA
Molecule: messenger RNA, 1473 nt
Organism: Micromonas pusilla CCMP1545
Lineage: Eukaryota; Viridiplantae; Chlorophyta; Mamiellophyceae; Mamiellales; Mamiellaceae
Exons: 1
Coding region: 1-1473 (490 amino acids)
Biological process (GO): tricarboxylic acid cycle; aspartate metabolic process
Cellular component (GO): cytosol
Molecular function (GO): aspartate ammonia-lyase activity
Source: RefSeq, a predicted model, not a curated record